Phytophthora infestans T30-4 is the source of this 1121-nucleotide messenger RNA. RefSeq lists its product as uncharacterized. Gene Ontology annotation, cellular component: cytosol; cytoplasm. The transcript has a single exon. Gene Ontology annotation, molecular function: phosphatase activity. NCBI's taxonomy places the organism in Eukaryota, Oomycota, Peronosporomycetes, Peronosporales, Peronosporaceae. The record is from RefSeq and is a predicted model, not a curated record. The coding region runs from base 18 to 1121 and encodes 367 amino acids.
AGGAUCAAUUGAGCAGCAUGAAUCGGGGUGUGCGUCGUCGGCUACUUUCUCUCGGCGUAUGGCCCUCGUUGCUGGACGCCACGGACCAUGUCGCGUGGAAGUUACAGCUGUUCAGUGUGGCGCUGCUACAUCUCCUGUUCUCCAGCGACAAGCAUUGGCUACAGGUAGCUCCCGACAGCGCAGCAUCCGCAACAGCAGCAAACGAAGCCAAUGCUGAGUCAGCAGCAUUGCUUUUAGACCCGCAGACCGCCGUUGUUACCAAACGCAAGCGUAUCCUAUUUGUGCGCCACGCCGAGUCCGAGUGGAAUGUCGUCUUCAACCGCGGCAUUAAUUUCCGCAUGCUCGUGAGUCUCCUACGUGCCAUAGUACGCGAAUGGCUGCUGCUUCCCACUGGCGACUCGGUCUUCUUGGACUCGCCACUCAGUUGGCGCGGACGCUUCCAGGCCCAGAGUCUUCACGACCACAUGUGUGAGGCGCCAAUUGGCUUGGUGGGCGGCAAUGGAUCCACUACGGAGACUUUACCGUCAAUACACACACACCACCACUCCGUGCAACAGACGGAGGACGACGCGCUGCUGCGUUAUCUGUGCUGUCCACUUCCCGGUAGCGUCGUAGUCGCGUCCAACUUGCGUCGUACUAUCGACACAGCGCGCAUCGCGUCAGCAUCGAGACUGGAAGUGCCAGGCGAGAGGAUCCACGUGCUCUCGUGUCUGCAGGAGAUUGGCCGCAACUUCGACACGUUGGCUAUCAGUCAGCCACACACCAUUCAGCCUGAAGUGCUGGUGCAAGCUCUACGAGGAGAGAAGCGUCACGAGGAGCUGUUCAACGUGGCAGAAAGCCACGGCAAUAAGACGGUGCUGGGAAGCGGUCGUGACCGCCUCAUGGCGUUCGCGCAGUGGGUCUUUAAUCAACAGAAAGACGUGGUGGUCGUGUACGGCCACUCGCUGUGGUUUCGCGCGUUUUUUCGCGAGUUUUUCCCUCGAAACGUCUUCCACGACGCGAAAUCUGCCAAGAUGAAUAAUUGCGGAGUGGUGACUUUCAUGUUGGAAGAAUGCAACAAAGGCGGAGGCGAGGCUGCGCAAUACACCAUCCAGCCAGAAAGUUUCCAGCAGCUUUUUUAA